Messenger RNA from Macrosiphum euphorbiae (potato aphid), 1236 nucleotides. Lineage: Eukaryota; Metazoa; Arthropoda; Insecta; Hemiptera; Aphididae. The record is from the annotation of a GenBank genome assembly.
AUGGAACAACAUCAUCGAAAAUUGAUUAAUAAGCGUAUGUCAGAAUUAGUAUCUGUUACAUUUGAUCUGAAAGCUAUUGUGGACAUUCUAUUUGAAAGAGUUGUAAUCAAUAAAUGGAUGAAAGAUUAUAUUUUGGGUAAUGAGGGAGAAUCAUCCAAAACAACAAAGUUGUACGAAGUAAUCCAAGGACGGGGACCUGAUGCAUUUACAAAUAUAUGUGAAGUAUUAAAAGAAACAAAAAACCUAAAAGCUUACGAUAUUUUAACUUCCAAAACAAGUGAGGAAGAGGAAGAUCAAUUAAGUUCAUUGGACAAAGAAUUUAAUAAAAUAAUAUUAGAUCAUGAUGACUCGUAUGUCAGAGUUCAUCCUGAACGCAAAGUCAUUUACCAAUAUGAAACAAAAUUGGAAACCAUUGUUGAGGCUUACCCAAUGGAAUCAAAUCCCAAGGGACAUGCAUUGAUUUUAAAUAUUAAUAAUAUAAAAUAUAGAGACGAAAGAAAAGGAUCAGAUGUUGACAUGGCAACUUUAAUGAAAUUAUUUCAAGGUCUUGGAUAUAUUGUUCACCCAAAAGUAGAUUUAACUGAAAAACAAUUUAAGAAUGUUAUUAAUGAGUUCAUUAAUAUAUGUGAAGAAGAAAAAGCUAACUCUAUUGUUGUUUUUAUAAUGAGUCACGGUGAAGCUGGAAAAGAUUCAGCCAGAUCGUCAGAUAUAUUAGCCGCGGAUGGCAAACCAAUAAAUACCGACUGGAUAAUUGAACAAUUUGUGUUCAAUUAUAUUCAACAUGUACCAAAGUUAUUUUUUAUUCAAGCAUGUCGAGGAGAUAAUAGUGAUUUUGGUUGGAAAUUUCACGAUGGUAAAAAUAAUCGCUUAGACGAUGACAGUACCACUCUGUCCACAAAUCCUGCAAUUGAACGACGUUAUAAAGAUGUAUUCAUAGCAUAUGCCACUAUUCCUGGGCAUACUGCCAAACGUGAUCCGAUAGAGGGGACGUGGUUUGUACAACACUUGUGUGAAGUAAUUCGUAAAAAUGCCUAUAACACCGAAUUGAAUGAAAUGAUGUUAAUGGUGGACAAAGAAAUAGAAACUCUGAACAGCGUCCUUCACGGAUUUCAAACUGUAGAAUGGGUUUUUAGAGGUUUCAACAAAUGGUUUUUCUUUAAUCCGGGUCUCUAUCGAGAUAAUUCAAAUUCUGACAUUGUAAUGACUACUUCAACCGAUCCUAAUACUGAUGUUUAA